AUGGAUGGAGGACAGCCUGUCCCUUCACCCCUGGUACCCCUUGGGAAUGGAUCAGAUUAUAGCAUGUCUCUGGAACAGAAAACAACAUUUGUUUUUGUGAUUCUGUUGUUCAUCUUUUUGGGCAUCCUCAUCGUCAGGUGUUUCCGGAUUCUUCUAGAUCCAUAUCGGCCAACCUCAACCUGGGCUGACGGGCUUGAAGGUCUAGAGAAAGGGCAGUUUGACCAUGCCCUUGCUUAA
Molecule: messenger RNA, 237 nt
Organism: Apodemus sylvaticus (European woodmouse)
Lineage: Eukaryota; Metazoa; Chordata; Mammalia; Rodentia; Muridae
Gene: Ctxn3
Product: cortexin 3
Exons: 1
Coding region: 1-237 (78 amino acids)
Source: RefSeq, a predicted model, not a curated record